Mandrillus leucophaeus (drill) is the source of this 1208-nucleotide messenger RNA. RefSeq names its product G protein-coupled receptor 25 (gene GPR25). Bases 76 to 1161 code for a protein of 361 amino acids. The record is from RefSeq and is a predicted model, not a curated record. Gene Ontology annotation, cellular component: membrane. Gene Ontology annotation, molecular function: G protein-coupled receptor activity. Gene Ontology annotation, biological process: immune response; G protein-coupled receptor signaling pathway. The transcript has a single exon. NCBI's taxonomy places the organism in Eukaryota, Metazoa, Chordata, Mammalia, Primates, Cercopithecidae.
GCAAACCCCCUCCUGCUCAGAGCUGCUGCCGCCUGAGCCCAGGGCUGCACCCAGCGCAGGCCUCGUGGCCAGGCCAUGGACCCCACAGAGCCCUGGAGUCCCAGCCCGGGGUCAGGGGCCUGGGACUACUCGGGGUUGGACGGCCUGGAGGAGCUGGAGCUGUGUCCGGCCGGGGACCUGCCCUACGGCUACGUCUACAUCCCUGCACUCUACCUGGCGGCCUUCGCCAUGGGCCUGCUGGGCAACGCCUUCGUGGUGUGGCUGCUGGCCGGGCGGCGCGGCCCACGGCGGCUAGUGGACACCUUCGUGCUGCACUUGGCGGCCGCUGACCUGGGCUUAGUGCUCACACUGCCGCUGUGGGCCGCGGCGGCGGCGCUAGGCGGCCGCUGGCCGUUCGGCGAGGGCCUCUGCAAGCUCAGCAGCUUCGCGCUGGCGGGCACGCGCUGCGCGGGCGCACUGCUGCUGGCUGGCAUGAGCAUGGACCGCUACCUGGCCGUGGUGAAGCUGCUCGAGGCGCGGCCCUUGCGCACCCCGCGCUGCGCGCUGGCCUCGUGCUGCGGCGUCUGGGCCGUGGCGCUGCUGGCUGGCCUGCCCUCCCUGGUCUACCGAGGGCUGCAACCCCUGCCUGGGGGCCACGGCAGCCAGUGCGGGGAGAAGCCCUCCCACACCUUCCAGGGCCUCAGCUUGCUGCUGCUGCUGCUGACCUUCGUGUUGCCCCUGGUCGUCACCCUCUUCUGCUACUGCCGCAUCUCGCGCCGCCUCCGCCGGCCGCCGCACGUGGGUCGGGUCCGGAGGAACUCGCUGCGCAUCAUCUUCGCCAUCGAGGGCACGUUCGUGGGCUCCUGGCUGCCCUUCAGCGCCCUGCGGGCCGUCUUCCACCUGGCGCGUCUGGGGGCGCUGCCGCUGCCGUGCCCCCUGCUGCUGGCGCUGCGCUGGGGCCUCACCAUCGCCACCUGCCUGGCCUUCGUCAACAGCUGCGCCAACCCGCUCAUCUACCUCCUGCUGGACCGCUCAUUCCGAGCCCGGGCGCUGGACGCGGCCUGCGGGCGCACCGGCCGCCUGGCGCGAAGGAUCAGCUCGGCCUCCUCGCUCUCCAGGGACGACAGUUCCGUGUUCCGUUGCCGGGCCCAGGCCGCGAACACUGCCUCGGCCCCCUGGUAGCUGCCUCGGGCCGCUGGAGGUGGGCGACAGCGGAGCACCGAGAGGAG